Rhipicephalus sanguineus (brown dog tick) is the source of this 1076-nucleotide messenger RNA. Its product is annotated as ubiquitin-conjugating enzyme E2 Z. NCBI's taxonomy places the organism in Eukaryota, Metazoa, Arthropoda, Arachnida, Ixodida, Ixodidae. Gene Ontology annotation, biological process: negative regulation of apoptotic process. The transcript has a single exon. Gene Ontology annotation, molecular function: ubiquitin conjugating enzyme activity; cysteine-type endopeptidase inhibitor activity. Bases 46 to 876 code for a protein of 276 amino acids. Gene Ontology annotation, cellular component: nucleus. The record is from RefSeq and is a predicted model, not a curated record.
AAAUACGCACUCUCUCAUUUUCAUCUUCACCGAAAAGCGCACAGGAUGUCGCACCCAAUGCCAAGUGUACCUGUGCAUCGGCCUCUUUACAACUGGGACCCGCUGAUGUACGUGCGCGAGGAACCAACGCCUUCUUGCCUGCUCCGGCUAAGGAAGGAGUUCGCGAACUUCGCGGCCCAGCCACCCACGGGUCUGUACAUCUCGCCCGAAGAAGAGGACAUGACCAGGGUUCACGCGCUCAUUGUGGGUCCCCCGGACACGCCGUACGAGGGAGGCUUCUUCCAGUUCUUCCUGAAGUUCCCGCCUGACUACCCGAUCAGCCCGCCACGCGUUCGCAUAGUGACGACAGACGCUGGCCGAGUACGCUUCAACCCCAACCUCUACGCCAACGGCAAGGUGUGCCUGAGCAUCCUUGGUACGUGGGAUGGACCGGCGUGGAGCCCGGCUCAGGGCAUCGAGAGUGUGCUCGUCUCGAUACAGUCGCUCAUGAACGAGCAACCGUACAAGAACGAACCUGGGCUGCAGCAAGAGCGGUCGUCGGUCGUCAAGCGCUACAGCGACGUCAUCCAGCAUGAGACCAUCAGGGUCGCUGUGUGCGGUCAGGUCGAAGCUUCUCUCAAGGACAGCGCCGAUUGUCCGUCGGCCUUCAGGGAGCAAAUCCUGAAGAAAUUCGUCGACGCGUACGACAAGUACGAAGACAUAGUCAAGACUCGCCUUGGCUGCACGGGUCCGAUGUCCAAGUACCCGGUUAGAAAGAGCCGCAAGUAUCAGUACAAGCAGCUGCUGUCGAGGCUGCGAGGACUCUUAGAUGAGGCGAGACAGAGGGUCAACGCCAACUCUACCAGCACUGCAACAGGAGCCACGUCUACAGAUUAACCAGGACAAUAGACCGUGUAGCACGACUUUUAGCAUGAGAAGGUGACCAUAUCGUCUAGUUUGAGCUUAUUGACCUCAUUCAAAAAUGCUGAGGAUAAAAUUUUAACAUUCGCUGAACGGCGACAGAACAAACGGGACCCGAUGUCAUGUACGGUCCAAUAAAGCGUCAUUGGUGGCUUUUAUUUUUGUUUUCGCUUCUU